AUGGAAGCGCAAGGCACCAAAGAAGGGCGGCCUGCCCACAAGCUUUUUGAGCAUAAAGUUGGAGAGGCUUCUCCGGUCCGUUCUACAGACGGAAGUGCCGUGCCCUCAGAGCAAGUUCUCGAACGUGGUAUUGAUAUUGGCCCAUGGACCGUGCGUGUGCGACAUGGCAGUAUUGCCAAUGCCAGCGAAUUGGAUGCCUUGUCAGAUCAGCUGGAUAUUCCCCCACCAGAAAUGCCCUUUCUUAAAAAUGCACUGAUUCUCGAGCACGCUCCCAGCGGCUUUACCUACUGCUUUGAUGCUAUUCGUGCACUUCAAUGCGUCGAUGGAAUUCGUACCUCGCUGCAACUCACGCCCAUCGAUUGUGCGCGUGAGUGCGCGGCUGGUAUGGAUAUAGGAAGCACAGGGCGUCAUAAAAGAACCCUUUCGCGCAGUGGGAUCAAAGUGGCGCAUGCAGGUGCAUGGGGUCAAUCUCGACGCCAAGCUCUGGCCACGCACGGCCAACCCCCGUCGUACCUUAGUACCACCAAGCAAUACGACUGGACCUACUCAUCCACAUGGCCCGGUCUGCCGGGCACUUCGGCCCCAGCAGAUGUGCAUGCAAUUACGGUGCCCUCCAACGCAGCGUCGGUGUUUCAACUCGGCACUGACUAUGCCCGCGAUCGGAUCCCUGUGGAGCGUCUUGGCCCGUCUAGUGGCGAGCCCAUUUUGUUUUACGAUGAUAUCAUGCUGUACGAGGAUGAGCUGGGCGAUAACGGCUCAAGUAUGUUGAAUGUCAAAGUGCGUGUGAUGCCAAGUGGUCUGCUUGUGUUGCAGCGCUUCUUUUUGCGUGUGGACGAUGUUGUGUUCCGCGUUUUCGAUACCCGCAUGUAUGUGUCCUUCGAUCCACGCGAAGGCGACAUGCUUCCUCAUGGCACAUCGUCCAUUUCGUGCCCUCGCGUCAUCCGCGAAUGCCGUGGCAUCCAAGCGCCAUACGCCGAUGUGAAACGAUGUAUGCCGCCGCAUCGUCCGAACGACUUGUCCAUCUUGACCAAUGUGGCAUGGGUUGCAGAGCAGCUGACCAAGCUACAGGCCCGGCGCAUGCGCACAACCCCACCACCGCAAGCCCAAGCCCCUGGUAUCACUAUGGCGACACCCAGCGCUGCGAUUCUAGGGGAGGCGCCAUCCACCGAGCCGCCCUGGGAAGGCGAAGGGAUGUGUGUUCAUGUAGCUGUCUUGCAACCGAGAUCUACGUAG
Messenger RNA from Malassezia pachydermatis, 1233 nucleotides. RefSeq lists its product as hypothetical. Gene Ontology annotation, biological process: TOR signaling. Gene Ontology annotation, cellular component: cytosol. The record is from RefSeq and is a predicted model, not a curated record. NCBI's taxonomy places the organism in Eukaryota, Fungi, Basidiomycota, Malasseziomycetes, Malasseziales, Malasseziaceae. The transcript has 3 exons. The coding region runs from base 1 to 1233 and encodes 410 amino acids.